Lagenorhynchus albirostris (white-beaked dolphin) is the source of this 2662-nucleotide messenger RNA. RefSeq names its product RAB40C, member RAS oncogene family (gene RAB40C). The coding region runs from base 206 to 1051 and encodes 281 amino acids. The record is from RefSeq and is a predicted model, not a curated record. NCBI's taxonomy places the organism in Eukaryota, Metazoa, Chordata, Mammalia, Artiodactyla, Delphinidae. Gene Ontology annotation, molecular function: GTP binding; GTPase activity. The transcript is spliced from 7 exons. Gene Ontology annotation, biological process: protein localization to plasma membrane; intracellular signal transduction. Gene Ontology annotation, cellular component: synaptic vesicle; endosome; plasma membrane.
CUUUCUAGGGGGUUCAGUAUUGCUGGACCCAGCCGCGUCACCUCAACUCGGGGACCGCCACCAUCCUGCUCCGUCUGCGGAAGGAAGGGGGCGUAUGCAAACAACCUGGAGUUCCAAGUUCCUGAUUGGUCGGUCGGAGGCCUCCGCCGCCGGGCUCCGCGGCGCAGUGGGCAUGCGGGCGAGGCCCGCGCGCGCGUGAGCGACGAUGGGGACGCAGGGCAGCCCAGUCAAGAGCUACGACUACCUGCUCAAGUUCCUGCUGGUGGGCGACAGCGACGUGGGCAAGGGUGAGAUCCUGGAGAGCCUGCAGGACGGCGCGGCCGAGUCCCCGUACGCCUACAGUAAUGGGAUCGACUACAAGACUACCACCAUCCUGCUGGACGGCCGGCGGGUCAAGCUGGAACUCUGGGACACAUCGGGCCAGGGCAGGUUCUGCACCAUCUUCAGGUCCUACUCCAGGGGCGCACAGGGGAUCCUUCUGGUGUAUGACAUCACCAACCGCUGGUCCUUCGACGGCAUUGACCGGUGGAUCAAGGAGAUCGAUGAGCAUGCACCCGGGGUCCCCCGGAUCCUGGUUGGGAACCGGCUGCACCUGGCCUUCAAGCGGCAAGUCCCGACAGAGCAGGCACGUGCCUACGCGGAGAAGAACUGCAUGACCUUCUUCGAGGUCAGCCCACUGUGCAACUUCAACGUCAUCGAGUCCUUCACUGAGCUGUCCCGCAUCGUGCUUAUGCGGCACGGCAUGGAGAAGAUCUGGAGGCCCAACCGAGUGUUCAGUCUGCAGGACCUCUGCUGCCGGGCCAUCGUUUCCUGCACCCCCGUGCACCUCAUCGACAAGCUCCCGCUUCCUGUCACCAUCAAGAGCCACCUCAAGUCUUUCUCGAUGGCCAAUGGCAUGAACGCUGUUAUGAUGCACGGGCGCUCCUACUCACUGGCUACUGGAGCAGGGGGCGGCAGCAGCAAGGGCAACAGCCUCAAGCGGUCCAAGUCCAUCCGACCACCCCAGAGCCCACCCCAGAACUGCUCGCGGAGCAACUGCAAGAUCUCCUAGCUCGGCAGGCUGUGCCCCAUCCAGAUGCACUCUGGGAGGGCUCACGCUUGGGGAGUGCUCCUGGCUGGGCGCUGGGCCCAGCGCUGUGUGCAGGGAAAACUUUGGCCACACAGUCCCUCCUGGGAAGCGUGGGGAUGCCCCUAGUAGGCUGGUGGUCUCAGCCAGACCAGCUCCACAGGACAGUGGAGGGCCAUGCUGCUGGGAUGGUGGCAGAUCACGCCCAGGACCCCGAGGUGUGGCUGAGAAGACCCCUGGAGGCGGCUCUGCCUGGCCCCAGCCGUGAGGGGGCUGUCCCUGGGGACUGGGAGACCAGGUUCCCUUUCUUAUUUAUGUAAAAGAUGGUUCACCCCUUUUGUACAUUUUUAAAGGACCAGCAGGGAAGCCUCCGUGCAACCACGCGGUGAGCCCAUGACAGCUGAGGGGACGAGCUUUGGGACAUUGGGAGAGAGGAGGUGUUUGAGGCAAAGAUGGGAAAGAAUCCACCAUCAAGGCUUGAAUCUGAAUUCACAUAACACUUCACAUGGGGCUAUGGGCUGUGUGGGGGCCAGUGGAGAACAUGUGGAAGCUUUGGGCAGCAACCUUGGACUCCCCAUGCAUUGGCUUUUCUGAGCAUGGUGGUCAGUGUGCCCGCCAUGUGCUGAGGGUGCGGGCCCCAGUAGUCUGCGUGGUGGAGCUGCAGUUUCCAGGGCUCCCGCCGGCCUUCCUGGAUGACAUCCGUGUGUGUCAUGGAGCUACGGGUUCAGAGCCAGGGGCGACUCGCAGGUUCCCACGUUGCUUGGAAAAGGGGAAGCGGGGUGCACCCCCCACGUCCCUCCCCAGUUCCCUCUCUCCCCACACGGGGGCCAUCAACCUUCGUUCUGUGAUUCUGCACCUUCAGUUCCGUUUACAUCUGUUGCUGCAUGAAACUGGCUCGGCGUCUCUCCGAGUUGACACAGAGCUAUUUGUAGGCAGUGCUCACUGGGGCCACGAGGCCCUGGGCAAGUCUGGGCUGAGCCUGCCCCACUUGCCUCCUGGGGUGUCUAGACCCUUCUCUGGCCAGCUUCUGUCUUCUGACCUUGGGUGUGAUCCCAUAGCUGCUCCUCACCCAGUUGCACCCCUCUGUGAGGUCACAUGUCACCAAAACCUUUCUCACCCGUUUCUUAGUGGUGGAAGCUGAGCCCCUCCUCGAGGACCCACCGGCCAGCCUGAGCUGGAGGCCUGGCCUCCUUCCGUCCACCUGGCUGGUGACGUGGCCACAGGUCACUGGUGCUCAACUCUACCUCCUGCCCACGGGCCCCUCCCUGGCCUGUGACCCCCUUGCUCGGGACUGUUCUGUGGUGGGUGCCCCGAGGGCUGCUGUUAUGGGAGGUGAGGUGGGGAGGGGCUGCAGCGCCUGUGAGCAGGAUCCUGGCUGAGGCCUGGCUGCCAGCAGGGUUGGGUGGGCAGAGGAGGCCCCACCCAUCCUGUCCUGCCAGCAGGAGCCCCUUCUUUGGACAUUGUUUUGAGGAAACGGAUGAUCCUGCAUUCACCAUAUCAACACUACCCUUUGCUGCUGUCCACACUUGCACUAUUCCUGGGCUCGUUUUGGACAGUUUUAGUUUCUUUGUGUAGUAAACAUAAUUCAGCUCUGGC